CAGAGGAGAUUCGUCCAUUUGCAACACACACGAUUUAUCAUCGAGAUCCAUCACUUGGCACAAUAUAGAAUACAAAAAUGCUCCCGUCCAUUAGCAUUUCAACCAUUCUUUUGGCAUACCCUUUCUAUGAAGUCUGUUUGGCACGUCCACAGUUGGAAAUUGAUCCCAGCCUACUGCUGAUCAGUCUUGGGUCCGUUGAAGGCAAAACCUUCUUCUACCACGAUAGCUCAAUGGCAUGGGCUGCUGCCAAGGUGUAUUGUCAAGAUUUUGGGAUGCGUCUAGGAAGAAUUUCUUCGCAGGCGCAGAUGACUUUUCUUGUUGGGAAGAAUAACAUUACUGGAUUUGGAGGGCUAUAUCACUGGACGGCUGGAAGGGAUGCAAUGACCAUGAAUCAAUUUCUUUGGGAUGACCAGUUGGGUCCAGUUAGUAGUUAUGGGCAAUCUGUCUCGUUUAGUACACCACUAACAUGUCUUGCGUGGGUAACGAGACCCUCGUCAGGGGCUUGGUUAAGCAGUAGUUGCAGGGCGUCUGCCCAUGUGCUAUGUGAGACUUUCUAACGUUUCUUCUAAUAUUAUGAAAUACACUGUGUCCCAAAAGUAUCUGCGCAUCACUCGCGCGCGCGGUUAUCUAUGAAUAAAUAAAUAUGUACACAUGUAAAUCUUCAACA
Messenger RNA from Folsomia candida, 667 nucleotides. RefSeq lists its product as uncharacterized. Lineage: Eukaryota; Metazoa; Arthropoda; Collembola; Entomobryomorpha; Isotomidae. The transcript is spliced from 4 exons. The record is from RefSeq and is a predicted model, not a curated record. The coding region runs from base 78 to 557 and encodes 159 amino acids.